AGUCCUUUGCACCGGAAAGGGCGCUUUAUGGCUUGCUUGCUUUGCCCCAGAAUUACCUCUAUAGAGUCUAGCUCCGUGAAACCCCAUUUCUCACGGAGGUGAUCUCAAUUCGUAAACCAGCCUCCCAACGCUGAUUUCCAUCUCUGGGGCUUCACAGACAGCGGCAGAAGUGGUUACCGGCCUAGGACAGCCGAGACCCCUCACCCAUUGCUGCCGUAACAGCCAUGACAUCGUCGAUGCUCCCUUCUAGGAUGCCUGUCUUCCCCCCCGCCCUCCGUGCCCAGAGGGUCCGGCAACGAUGGGAUAGCAGCAUACCAACACCGCUUCGACCUCUAGCCCGCGCCUACUUGUUGGCCUAUGUAUCUGUCGUUGCACCAAGGAUCGUGUCAUUGCUAGCCCGUCGGUUGGCGAGAGCGUAUCAACGCACUGCAAAGGCAGCAGAUCGGGGCCCGCAGGCUCCAUUCUUAGUAUCCCUGAGGCGUAUCCUCAGCGACGCCCUCCAUUGGCAACGUUUUCCCACCUUCUGUGCCGUCUUGAUUGGCGGGAGCACCUGGCUGGAGGCUCCCCUCCAGAAGGUCUUCUCCCUGUUGACCGAGAGUCUCUCCGAUGUGUCACGCAGAAGACUCGCAAGAUGGUGCGCCUCGUUCAUCGCUGCCUGGUUUGGCCUGCGGCUCCUGCAGUCCAGAAAGAGUGCGAGCUUUUCCGAGACUGUGGUUGUCAAGUCGGAUACUCCGCCCGGAGCCAAGGCCCAGACCGUCAGGUACGGCGGCCGAACCCUGGACCUGUCUCUCUUCGCCGCAACCCGAGCCUUGGAUGUCGUAGUGGGCGAGCUCUGGUCCCGCCGUCGAGCCAGGCGGAGAGCGGCCGGGACGUGGACCAAGGUCGAGACGGCCAUCUCCCGCCUCACCGACCCGGGCGUGUUUGCGUUGUCCAGUGGGCUGGUCAUGUGGGCUUGGUUCUACAGCCCGGAGCGUCUACCUUACACAUAUAACAAGUGGAUUUCUUCGGCAGCUGCCGUCGACUCCCGUCUUAUCGAGGCUCUCCGUCGUUGCAAGACAGGCGAGUUGCGAUACGGCGAGGACACCGGCCAGGCUCCCCUUCUGCAGGGCAUGUGUGCCGAUCACAAAUGGCCACUAGCUUGGGGAGAUCCGGCCAAGGCAAUCCCAUUCCCCUGCGAGAUGGUUCACAUGGGAUGCGGACCCUCCUGUGAGGUCCAUGCCAUUUCCCGAUUUGGACGUUCCUUCCUCUGGGCCAUGGGGACUUAUCUACCCCUGAACCUGCUCCUCGUUAUGCGGAGUCCGAACAGAAAGGGUCUCGCAAGGGCAUUGUUCUCGGCCGUAAGAUCCUCGACCUUCCUAGGCACCUUCAUUACUCUCUUCUACUACGGCGUGUGUCUGGCUCGGACAAGGGUCGGCCCCCUUGUCCUGGGGAAGAAGACUCCGUCGAGGCAGAAGAUCGACAGCGGCAUAUGUGUGGGGUCCGGAUGUCUCCUCUGUGGCUGGAGCAUCCUAAUCGAAUAUGCCAAUCGGAGAAAGGACAUGGCCCUCUUCGUUGCGCCUCGGGCUCUGGCGACACUCCUACCCCGGCGGUACCCCUUGGAUAAGCAGUGGCGCGAAACCCUCGUCUUUGCUUUCAGUACCGCAAUCGUGUUCACUUGCGUUCGAGAGAACAAGGGACGUGUCCGCGGCGUUAUGGGGAACGUCCUGGGAACCGUCUUGGAGGCCUAACUUCGACCUUGAUUUCGGGGUGUAUGAACUGCCUCGUGUGUUCCUGGACUUUUUGCAAGAACACAGAUGGUUGGCUCCGGCCUUGGCAGGACGUCACAUUUGAAGACAGCCUUUUUGAUGAGAUGGGCGGCCCAUGCAUUUGGGGUUGCACAACUCCUGCUUUGGGAUGUGGGAUGUCUUCAUAUGGAGAGGAACAUGUUGCCAGCACGCGGAGAUCUAUCGAUUGUCUCGCACAUCGGGUUUAUAGAUAAGAAGAUUCACUGUAUAUUAGAUUGGUAAUUGAAGAGCAUAUCUAAUUCAUAGCAAGAAACUUGUGUCAUUUGCACAUUGGGUU
Phialemonium atrogriseum is the source of this 2061-nucleotide messenger RNA. RefSeq lists its product as uncharacterized. The coding region runs from base 225 to 1727 and encodes 500 amino acids. The record is from RefSeq and is a predicted model, not a curated record. NCBI's taxonomy places the organism in Eukaryota, Fungi, Ascomycota, Sordariomycetes, Cephalothecales, Cephalothecaceae. The transcript is spliced from 3 exons.